Messenger RNA from Trichosurus vulpecula (common brushtail), 1126 nucleotides. RefSeq names its product granzyme A (gene GZMA). NCBI's taxonomy places the organism in Eukaryota, Metazoa, Chordata, Mammalia, Diprotodontia, Phalangeridae. The record is from RefSeq and is a predicted model, not a curated record. Gene Ontology annotation, biological process: proteolysis; negative regulation of oxidoreductase activity; positive regulation of apoptotic process. Gene Ontology annotation, molecular function: serine-type endopeptidase activity. The transcript is spliced from 5 exons. Bases 48 to 836 code for a protein of 262 amino acids.
CAUCAGUGCUCAAAAAGACUCCCAGGAGUAGGUGGGUGCAAGCAAAAAUGGACGUGCCUUCGACUUCCCUCGUCUCUUUGCUCUCUGGUGUCACAUUCCUACUGCUAAUUCCUGGAGACUCCUGUGUAGAUAUAAUUGGAGGCAAUGAAGUACAUCCUCAUUCAAGACCCUACAUGGCCUUACUCCUUGAGGGAAAACAUUUAUGUGGAGGAGUUCUGAUCAAAGAAGACUGGGUGAUAACUGCAGCUCAUUGUGUUACGACAAAAAGAACCAAGGUCAUUCUUGGAGCUCACUCAAAAAGCAAGAAAGAGGCAGAACAACAGAUUAUGACUAUUAAGAAAGAGUUUCCCUAUCCAUGCUAUGACCGAAUCACACAUGAAGGUGAUCUGAAACUUCUUCAGCUGAAUGGGAAAGCAAAGAUUACAAAGGCUGUAAAGUUACUGAAUCUGCCCAAAAGUGGAAAAGACGUCAAACACGGUACCACGUGCCAAGUUGCAGGAUGGGGAAAAACAGUCAACAGAGCCGACAAGCUUCCAGACACUCUGAGAGAAGUCAACAUCACUGUUAUCGACAGAAAAAUCUGCAACGAUAAAGAUCAUUACAACCUUAAGCCUUUUAUUGGACCGAACAUGAUUUGUGCUGGAAAUAUAAACGGUGGGAAAGACUCGUGCGAUGGGGAUUCCGGUGGCCCUUUGAUAUGCAAAGGCAGUUUUACAGGAGUCACUUCCUUUGGUCUUCCUGGAAAAUGUGGUGUUCCCCAAGGACCUGGUGUCUACACUCUUCUUUCAGUAAAAUAUCUCAACUGGAUAAAGAAUACCAUCAAGGGAGUGGCUUAGCCCACUUUGAUUUUCCCUGUGAUUCUCAAUGCUAUACUCAACAUAUAUACCCCAUAUAUAUCUCAACAACAUAAUCCCUAUGUUAUACUCAACAAUUGGGACCUAAGAAAAACAGUCAUUUCUUUUCUAGAAACAUAAGUAAAUGUAAGCCAAGUCUCCACUGGCAAAGUAAAGCUAAAAAUUGAUAGUAAUUUAGAUAAUUCAAAUAAAAAAACUCAAAGGUUAAGUGAAAAGUGGGAUUUUGCAUGAUUUAUUCAGUUAACUGCCUUAAUAACCUGACCGAAGAUGAU